Messenger RNA from Rangifer tarandus platyrhynchus (Svalbard reindeer), 2274 nucleotides. The record is from the annotation of a GenBank genome assembly. Lineage: Eukaryota; Metazoa; Chordata; Mammalia; Artiodactyla; Cervidae.
AUGGAGGCCAGCAGGAAGCUGGUUUGCAGACAAAGGCAAGUCCUUUUCUUCUUUCUCUUCUUACACUUAGCUCUGGCGGGCUUUGAAUUUAGGCGUUAUUCUGUGGUGGAGGAAGCUGAAGAGAGCUCUUUUGUCACCAAUUUAGCAAAAGACCUGGGUCUGGGGCAGGGGGAACUCUCCAGGCGGGGAACAAGGGUCAUUUCCAAAGGAAACAAACUGUAUUUGCAGCUGGAUCAGGAGUCUGGGGAUUUACUGCUAAAUGAGAAACUGGACCGCGAGGAACUGUGUGGUCAGACAGAGCCAUGUGUGCUGCGUUUCCAGGUUUUGCUAGAGAAUCCCUUAGAGUUUUUUCAAGCUGAGCUACAGGUAAUAGACAUAAAUGACCAUACUCCAGUGUUCAUGGAUGGAGAUAUGUUGUUAAAAAUAUCAGAGAACAGUCUUCCUGGCACUACAUUUCCUCUGAAGAAUGCUCAGGACAUGGAUGUAGGCCAAAAUAAUAUUGAAAAUUAUAUAAUCAGUCCCAACUCCUAUUUUCGGGUCCUCACUCGCAAACGCAGUGAUGGCAGAAAAUAUCCGGAACUUGUGCUGGACAAAGUGCUGGAUCGAGAGGAGGAAGCUGAGCUCAGGUUAACCCUCACUGCUCAGGAUGGUGGUUCUCCACCACGGUCUGGCACCGCUAACGUUCGCAUUGAAGUGAUGGACAUCAACGAUAAUGCCCCUCAGUUUCAGCAGUUGCUCUACAAGGUGAAUAUUCCCGAAAACAGCCCAGUAGGCUCCCUGGUUGUCACUGUUUCUGCGAGCGAUGUAGACAGUGGACUCUAUGGGAAAAUAUCAUACGCAUUCUUUCAGCCUUCUGAAGAUAUUAGUAAAACUUUAGAGGUAAAUCCAAAGACAGGCGAAAUUCGACUGAGAAAACAAGUAGAUUUUGAAACAGUUCUCUUUUAUGAAGUGGACGUCAAGGCCACUGAUGGGGGCGGCCUCUCAGGAAAAUGCACUCUUCUCCUGCAGGUAGUGGAUGUGAAUGACAAUCCUCCGGAAGUGACAGUAUCUGCACUUACCAGCCCCAUUCCAGAGAACACCCCUGAAAUUGUAGUUGCUGUUUUCAGUGUUUCAGAUCCUGACUCUGGGAACAAUGGGAAGACAACUUCCUCCAUACAAGAUGACCUUCCUUUUCUUCUAAAACCUUCAGUCAAGAACUUCUACACCUUAGUAACGGAGAGAACACUGGACAGAGAGGAAAGAGCCGAGUACAACAUCACCAUCACAGUCACUGACAUGGGAACCCCCAGACUGAAAACCGAGCACAACAUAACCGUGCUGGUGUCCGACGUCAACGACAACGCCCCCGCCUUCACCCAGACCUCCUACACCCUGUGGGUCCGCGAGAACAACAGCCCCGCCCUGCACAUCGGCAGCGUCAGCGCCACAGACACAGACGCGGGCGCCAACGCCCAGGUCACCUACUCGCUGCUGCCGCCGCCCGACCCGCACGUGCCCCUCGCCUCCCUCGUGUCCAUCAACCCCGACAAUGGCCACCUCUUCGUCCUCACGUCCCUGGACUACGAGGCCCUGCGGGCCUUCGAAUUCCGCGUGGGCGCCGCCGACCGCGGCUCGCCCGCGCUCAGCAGCCAGGCGCUGGUGGUGGCGGUGGACGGCGACGCGGGCCAGAACGCCUGGCUGUCGUACCAGCUGCUCAAGGCCACGGAGCCCGGGCUGUUCGGCGUGUGGGCGCACAACGGCGAGGUGCGCACGGCGCGGCUGCUGAGCGAGCGCGAUGCGCCCAAGCAGCGGCUGGUGGUGCUGGUCAAGGACAACGGCGAGCCGCCGCUGUCGGCCAGCGUCACGCUGCACGUGCUGCUGGUGGACGGCUUCUUGCAGCCCUACCUGCCGCCCCCGGAAGCGGAAGCGGCGGCCGCGGCGCCGGCCGACCCGCUCACCGUCUACCUGGUGGUGGCCUUGGCGUCGGUGUCGUCGCUCUUCCUCUUCUCGGUGCUGGUGUUCGUGGCGGUGCGGCUGUGCAGGAGGGGCGAGGCGGGCUCGGCGGGUCGCUGCCCGGUGCCCGAGGGCCACUUCCCGGGCCACCUGGUGGACGUCAGCGGCACGGGGACCCUGUCGCAGAGCUACCAGUACGAGGUGUGUCUGAUGGGAGGAACUGGGACGAAUGAAUUUAAAUUUCUGAAGCCGAUUAUCCCUAAUCUUCCAGUCCAAGACACCGGUAGGCAUAUAGGGGAACACGAGAACUUUAGAAAUAGCUUUGGACUCAACCUUCAGUAA